CGCUCGGUGGAGAUUUCCGCGGAGAUUCCGGAGAUUCCCACGGUGUGGGGCGGUGUGGGGAUUGAUGUGAUGGGAUGGGCGGUGUCUGCAACGAGUAGUUAGGUUAUUUAUUUUUACCUUUUACACAUUUCUGCUACCUAUUUGCUGGUAAUCAUACAGAAGAGAUAAGAGUUAGGUAUUCCUACAAAGCAUAAUGAAGCUGCUUCUUUUGGCUGUUUUUUGUGCUUUCUUUCAACCUAUACAUUCAACAUGGUGUGACAAUCCUUUGAUGGAGGGCUCUGAAAUAGUUGCUACAUCAUCUCUGUCUGGAAAGGAAGCCAAAGAAGCAAGGCUUUUUGGCGACAGCGCAUGGACGGCGCGUUUCUCCAAUGUCGGCCAGAGCAUCACGGUCGACCUGGGGGAGGUGUACCGGAUCACGCGAGUGGCCACGCAGGGGCGCCGGCACUCGCGCGAGUUCGUGCGCCAGUACAGCCUCCAGUACGGCUUCAACGGCCGGGACUUCAUGGACUACCGCGGCCCGCACGGCGGCGCCUGGGGGUUCCAAGCCAACACGAACGACAACUCAGUGGUCUCGAACCGACUCGAGGUGCCCGUGGUGGCCCAGUAUAUCCGAAUACGGCCCACGCGCUGGAACGAGCGCAUGUCGCUGCGAAUGGAGCUCUACGGGUGCACGUUCACGGCCACCACCAUGUACUUCACCGGUGAGGCGUUCGUAGAGAAGGACCUGUCGCGUCACCAGGUGCACUCGUACCGGGACUCGAUCCAGUUUCGGUUCCGCACCGACCGCGCCAACGGCGUGCUCAUGUACAGCCGCGGCGCGCAGGGGGACCUGUUCGCGGUGCAGCUGGUGCGCGACAAGCUGCUGCUGCUCAUCGACCUCGGCUCUGGCCGUCCGACGUCGCUGUCGGUGGGCUCGCUGCUGGAUGACCACCUAUGGCACGACGUGUCCAUCGAGCGCCACGAGCGGGACGUCAGUCUCACCGUGGACCGAGUUCGAGUGACCACGGAGAUCAGCGGCGAGUUCCGCCGACUGGACCUCAACAGCAAGUUUUACCUGGGCGGCGUUCCAUACAUCAAGGACGGUGUCCAAGUGUUCAGCAACUUCACCGGCUGCAUCGAGAACUUCUACCUCAACAGCUCCAACUUCAUCGCCGAGCUGCGCCAGGGUAACCGGGACGACUUCAGCAGCUAUGGAGCGCUGGCCAACUGCCCGGCGGUGCACGUGGUGCCGCUCACCUUCCAGGACCGCGGCGCGCACAUCAAGGUGGUCGGCAACGAGGGGCAGACGACUCUCAACAUCUCCUUCUCGUUCCGCACCUACGAGAGGGAUGGCAUGCUGGCCUUCCACAACUUCCUCAGCGACGGAUACGUCAAGGUGUACCUGCAGGCGGGCCGGUUCAAGGUGGCCAUCAUGACCACGGGCAUGAAGCAGCCGGUGGUGCUGGACGCGUUCGAGCAGCGCUACAACGACGGCAGCUGGCACGCGGCCAUCGUGGCGCUGGCCACCAACCGAGCCACCACCAUCCUGGACGGCUACCCGACCGAGACGCGACGACUCAUGAAGUUCACCACCGGCUUCGAGUACCUGUUCGGGGGCGGUCUGCCCGGUUCGGAGAACCCCGGCUUCCUGGGCUGCAUCAGGAGUAUAUCUGCCGGCGGUAACGAGCACAGUCCACUACAGCUGGGACCACAGAACAUGAUGAAGUCGGAGUUCAUUCUGAUCGACGCCUGCGACAUGGAGGACCGGUGUAACCCGAACCCGUGCGAGCACGGCGGCCUGUGCACCCAAACCUCUCAGGAGUUUGUGUGUGACUGCAGCGGCACGGGCUACACGGGCGCCGUCUGCCAUGCCGCGACCAACCCGCUGUCGUGCGCCCAGUACUUUAUGCACAACCGGGGCUCGCGGCGCGCGCGGGUGGCCAUUGACGUGGACGGCUCGGGUCCGCUGGCCGCCUUCCCGGUCAGCUGUGUGCUGACGCCCGAGGGCCAGGUGGAGACCCACCUCGACCACGACGCGCUCGGCGACCAGAUCGUGGACGGCUUCGACCGGCGCGGCAGCUACGUGCGAAACAUCGACUACGACGCCGACAUGCGCCAGAUUGACCGUCUGAUCAACGGCUCGCUGAGCUGUCGUCAGCAGCUGUUUUACGCGUGCUACAACGCGCGCCUGUUUAACUCGCCCGUGCGACUAGACGAGCCGUUCGAGCCGUACUCGUGGUGGGUGUCGCGCAACAAUGAGAUGAUGGACUACUGGGGCGGCUCUCAGCCCGGCAGCAGAAAGUGCGCCUGCGGCAUACAGGGCACCUGCAUCGACCGCGCCAAGGACUGCAACUGCGAUGCCGGUGUGGCGGAGACGGCCGACGGCGGCGACCUGAUGUUCAAGGAGGACCUGCCCGUCAGACGGGUGCACUUUGGCGACACGGGCGCGCCCGGCGACUCGCGCAGAGGCACCUACCGGGUCGGCUCGCUGGUCUGCGAGGGAGAUGCUGUGUUUGACAACACAGUCACGUUCCGGCUCUCCGACGCCACCAUCGACCUGCCGCCCAUCGAGAUGGGCUACAGCGGCGACAUCUUCUUCGAGUUCCGCACCACCAAGGAGUCGGGCACCUUCCUGCACGUCGAGGGACCCGAGGACUUCCUCAAGGUCUCCAUCGUCGGCGGUAACUCGAUCCAGCUGGAGUACCGGGUGGGCUCGAUCCCACUCAGCGUCACGGUCGAGGUCAGCAGCCGGCUCAACGACGACCGCUGGCACUCUGUGUUUGUCGAGCGGAACCGCAAGCAGGCGCGCGUGCUGCUCGACAACUCGCUGCACAAGCACACCGACGAGCCUGAGGGACCCGUGCGGCCGAUCAAACUCACCUCCAAACUGAUCGUCGGCGCCAACACCAAGUACUCGAACGGCUUCGUGGGCUGCAUGCGCGCCCUGAUGGUGAACGGCCGGCUGCAGAACCUGAAGUACCUGGCAGAGCGCGGUGUGUGGUCGAGCGCGCGCCACGGCAGCGUGUACCGCGGCCCGCUGUACGGCGUCUCGGUCGGCUGUCAGGGCAAGUGCGCCAGCUCCCCGUGCCUCAACAACGGCACCUGUAUCGAGGGCUACUCGGACUACGAGUGCAACUGCCGCUGGACGGCGUUCAAGGGACCCAUCUGCGCAGACGAGAUCGGCGUGAGCAUGACGCGCAGCUACAUGAUCAAGUACGAGCUGGAGGGCAGCUACAAGUCCACCAUCGCCGAGAACAUCCGGGUCGGCUUCACCACCACCAGUCCGUCGGGCUUCCUGAUGGGCCUCAUCUCCAGCGUCACACAGGAGUUCAUGACCAUCAUGAUUUCCAACAGUGGAAGCCUCCGCGUGGUGUUCGACUUUGGCUUCGAGCGGCGCGACGUGGUGUACCCAGAGCGCAUCUUCAACGAGGGCCAGUUCCACGACGUGCGCGUGCGCCGACUGAACGGCGGCUCCACGCUCGAGAUACAGGUGGACGACUACCCAGCCUACCAGGAGACGUUCAACGUCAACCCAUCUGCCGACGUCCAGUUCAACAACAUCCAGUACCUGUACAUCGGCAAAAACGAGUCGAUGCAGGAGGGCUUCGUCGGCUGCAUCAGUCGCGUCGAGUUUGACGACAUAUACCCGCUGAAGCUCAUGUUCCAGGAGAACCGGCCUUCCAACAUCAACGGCAGCUCGCCCAAGAUCCACGAGGACUACUGCGGUAUCGAGCCGGUGCGUCACCCAGAGGAGGAGCAGGAGCAGCGGCCGCCGCCCGAGGUCGACGAGGACAUCGUCAGCUCGCUCUACAACGACAUCAACUUCGCCGUGCUCGGAGGUAUUCUGGCGGCACUGCUGCUGCUGGCGCUCCUCAUCACCAUCAUGGUGGUGCGACGACUCUCCCGGCGCAAGGGCGACUACAUGACCCGCGAGGACGCCGGCGCCAGCGACGCAGAGGACGCGGACGAGGCCGUCACGCAGGGCGAGACGGGCGCCCAGGUGCAGAAAAUGCGCGAGUUCUUUAUCUGAGCUGACCGCGGAGUGGCCGGUGCCGGCCGUCCGAACUGAGAGGACGGCCUCGAGGGGUACGCUGGACAGUGCGGUACGAGCUCCGGGCCGCGGCUGUGUAUUGGAUGGACCUCCAGAGAUGCGCUGGACUGUGUUGUGAGCGUUUCGGAGCCGCGGCGGUGUGGGGCUGGGCCCUAUGGUCGCGGCUGUGUUGGCCCGUCCCUGGUGACCUGCCGCCUCGUCAGUCAGUCGGCGGGUCGGGGCCGGCCCGGUCGGCCGCCGGCGCUCUCCGCCCCGCCCCGCCCGGCGCCGGCCGCCGUUUUUGCGCCGCUGGCCGCGCCUCUGGGGAGCUGGCCGGCGGCGGCGAGUCAUUGCAGUGCAUCGGCCGCGAUCGGCGCGGCGCUGCGCCGUUUUUGCCGCCGUCGCUGAGUGCGUUCCGGACGGGCCGCGCGCGGCGUGGCCUUUUUACGGCCGGCCGGCGGGAGAUGGGCCGGAGCCGCCCGUGUCUGCUGCUGCUGCCGGUGGGCGGUCGUUGUGCUUCUACUGGGCACUUGGCCUGUGUACUGGCCAGCUGAUGUGGGCAUGACGGAUAAGAGGCUCGUUUUAGGUCGCGCUGGUUGAUGUGUCUUGUGUGAGUGGCAAGAUUGUAAGGUGAUCGAUAAGUCCGUCCAGUCAUACUUCCAUGUAUGUACCGGAAGUUAACGAGUCCGUCCUGUUGUGCGGGACCUGCUUAGCGGCCCAGCUGUGCCGGUGUUCUUUGUCAGAUUUGAAGACUUAUGUCAUGUUGUUUGCGUUGAGGCGAUGAUCGCCCGUUAUACGUAUCGAAUUGACGGUCACAUCAUACCUUUUACUCGAGUGCCUCCCAUGAUCGUACAACUGUACAUACAUCGAUCAAAAUGACUUCUCGCUCCUAUAUUUUGUAUAAGAUCAUGUUUUCCGGUGGUUUUCUGCAAUGUCUGCUGUUGUUGAUCAUAUGUCUACUCGCAUUACCUUGUGAUGUGCUGUUGUGACCCCGGCUCUGUCCCCGGAAGCUGCUUCAUUAGCCCGCCCAAGGUC
Messenger RNA from Amphibalanus amphitrite, 5044 nucleotides. Its product is annotated as neurexin-4-like. NCBI's taxonomy places the organism in Eukaryota, Metazoa, Arthropoda, Thecostraca, Balanomorpha, Balanidae. The coding region runs from base 194 to 4009 and encodes 1271 amino acids. The transcript is spliced from 23 exons. The record is from RefSeq and is a predicted model, not a curated record.